Molecule: messenger RNA, 834 nt
Organism: Dioscorea cayenensis subsp. rotundata (Guinea yam)
Lineage: Eukaryota; Viridiplantae; Streptophyta; Magnoliopsida; Dioscoreales; Dioscoreaceae
Exons: 1
Coding region: 129-737 (202 amino acids)
Biological process (GO): response to desiccation
Cellular component (GO): plasma membrane
Source: RefSeq, a predicted model, not a curated record
ACCUUUUAACUUAAGAUAGUUUGUUCCAGGGCUAUCUCAAAAAACACUAAUUACAAGUUAAUUAAAUUAAAUGAAGGUUUGAAUGAAAGGCUGACAAGAUCCAUUGCUUCCCCAAUGAAGCAUCGUUCAUGAUAAGCUUAUUUAAUAGUUUGGUUUGGUAUCACGAGAGCAGAGAGUGGAAAAGAAAGAUGCGGAGGGUGAGAUGGAGCUGGGGCUCGGCGGCGAUAGGAGCGGCAUCAACCGCGGCUGCGGCAGCGCUCAUCGCUGGUCGACCACGUGAUCCGACCUUCCACCUUAUAUCCAUUAACCUCUCAUCCUUCCAACUUAACCUCCCUUUCCUUGACCUGGAGCUUGUUCUCACCGUUCAUGUCACCAACCCGAACCUGGUCCCCAUUCACUACGAGCCUGCCACUAUGUCUAUCUUCUAUGAUGGUUCAUGUCUUGGCACGGCCCAAGUUCAGGCUGGCUCACAGCCACCCAUGUCCUGCCGCUUUCUCGACCUGCACGCCCAACUGAAUGGUGUCCAGCUCGCGCACCAUGCUACCAAAAUACUCUCUGAUGCCGUGCGCCGUAAGAUGUCACUCGACGCCUCUGUCGACAUCGCUGGCACUGCACGAGUACUGUGGUGGCACCACCGAUUUAGUGUUCAUGUUGAUAGUCAUGUUGUUGUUGACCCUAUCUUCCUUGAGAUCAUUAAUCAGGAAAACCACUCUGAGACUCAUGUCCAGAUUGCCUGAUAAAUCAGGGUUGCUAGUAAACACCUGGCAUGCAUUAGCUUAUCUUUUCUGUAAUGAUAACCUCGCAUAAAGAAAAUAAUUAUUGUGUUUUUCUUCA